AUGCUUACCGGCAGACUCAACGACGCAGCCAUCAUCCUGCAUCUCUCUCUUGAUGACAGCAAGAUCAAAUACGCAGUGAUAGGAGGCUACGCCAUCACCCAUUUCGGCGGCAACCGACAGACCAAGGACAUCGACUGCAUUGCAAAUGCCUCCAAGCAGCAGAUCAUCAACUCACUCGAUACAUACGCCGGACUCACCGUAGUCUCGCAAGACCGCGACGACUACGUCGGCAUCUCAUGGUCGGACAGACCAGAUCACAGUGAUGCCGUACUGAUUCACAUUUUCUGCUCAGAGUAUCCCGGUGCUCGAUUUCCCUCGGCUCUAUUCCGGUUCGAGCUGCAUGAAGUAAAGGGUGAUGUCUUUGGUAUCGGCGUGGUAAGUUUCCAUGAGCCUUUUUACUUGUUCAAGGCUGCACUUCGCGCGGCGGAUGCUCGGUCCAAUUUUCUUGAUUCUGUUGAUAUCCGUUGGUUAGUGCAGCGAUACACUACUGAGAUUAAGGUGAGAAAGCACAAGAUUCAUCCUGUGGAUGUUGGCCGUGCGCUCAAGCAACACCCCAGUCUUGAGGGUGUGCUUGAGCCGCUUGGGAUCAAUGUUGCUCAAGCUGAAAUUGCGGCACAGAACUUCAUCCCGUUUGGGGCGUCUUCAGAUGGAGUCAGAGAUUUUCCGAAAGGUUUGUUUGAUAGCUUGGCCGACUCCUGA
Molecule: messenger RNA, 699 nt
Organism: Penicillium brasilianum
Lineage: Eukaryota; Fungi; Ascomycota; Eurotiomycetes; Eurotiales; Aspergillaceae
Source: the annotation of a GenBank genome assembly